AUGCUCUUGGAGCGAGCCCGGGCCGAGAAAGCGGCCCCCGCCGAGGCCUGCGCCUUCGGCCGGAACGCAGGUGUCUCUGUGUCUUUCUCCCUGACAGAGGUCCCGCUAUGCGCAGGGUGCAACCAGCACAUUGUGGACCGCUUCAUCCUGAAGGUGCUGGACCGGCACUGGCACAGCAAGUGCCUGAAGUGCAGUGAUUGUCAAGUCCAGCUAGCGGAGAAGUGCUUCAGUCGCGGGGAGAGCGUCUACUGCAAGGAGGACUUCUUUAAGAGGUUUGGGACCAAAUGUGCGGCCUGUCAACAGGGGAUUCCUCCAACGCAGGUUGUGCGGAGAGCCCAGGACUUCGUUUACCACCUCCACUGCUUCUCCUGUGUUGUCUGCAAGCGGCAGCUGGCCACAGGGGACGAAUUCUACCUCAUGGAGGACAGUCGCCUGGUUUGCAAAGCAGACUACGAGACAGCCAAGCAGAGAGAUGAAGCGGAGUCCACAGCAAAGAGACCCCGCACGACAAUCACAGCCAAACAACUGGAAACCUUGAAAAAUGCAUACAACAAUUCCCCCAAGCCAGCCCGACAUGUGAGGGAGCAACUUUCCUCCGAGACUGGCCUGGAUAUGAGGGUGGUCCAGGUUUGGUUCCAGAAUCGGAGAGCGAAAGAGAAGCGGCUAAAGAAAGACGCUGGAAGGCAGAGGUGGGGGCAAUACUUCCGGAAUAUGAAGCGGUCGAGAGGGAACUCUAAAUCCGACAAGGAGAGCAUCCAGGAAGAGGGCCCGGACAGCGACGCUGAGGUCUCCUUCACAGAUGAACCAUCUAUUUCUGAGAUCAGCCACACCAACGGAGUCUAUGGGAGCCUUGGGGAGAACUCUCCUGCCCUGGGGCGGCCGGCUGGGGGCAAUGGAGGCUUUGCCCUGGAGCACAGUGGACUCCCAGUUCCAGACCAGUAUCAUGACCUCCGCCCUACCAGCCCUUUGCAGGCCCUGCCUGGCCACCAGCCCUUGAUGUCCAGCCUGGUUUACCCUGAUGGUGGCCUCAGCCUGGUGGGGCAGAGCGGACAGGGCGUGCCCCAGCCCAUGAGGGUGCUGGCAGGGAAUGGACCUGGCUCGGACCUCUCCACGGGGAGCAGCGGGGGCUACCCAGACUUCCCUGCGAGUCCUGCCUCAUGGCUGGACGAAGUGGAUCAUGCCCAGUUUUGA
Molecule: messenger RNA, 1191 nt
Organism: Zootoca vivipara (common lizard)
Lineage: Eukaryota; Metazoa; Chordata; Lepidosauria; Squamata; Lacertidae
Source: RefSeq, a predicted model, not a curated record